CUCUAGCCUCUGGAGGGAGUCAAAGGUUCGGCGCUCCAGAGGGUCGGGCGCGCGCAGCCGGCACGAUUUCGCAAGUCCUCCAGUGCGCGGCGGGAGGUGCUGAGGCACAGGGGCUGCUAUAGGAACCGCGGCCCGCAUCCUCACAGCGUUCGCCGCCGUCAGCGGCCCACGCGCCUUCUGGUACCCCGCGUAUUGAGAGAGUAGUACACCCCUUGCCUCCUCCAGAAGUGCACGCAAUGGCUCCGCGUAAGAAUGCAAAGGGCGGCGGCGGCAGCAACAACAGCAGCAGCAGCAGUAGCACCAGCAGUAGUAGUGGCUCCGGCAGCAGCAGCGGCGGCAGCAGCAGCCCCGGGACCCGGAGAGACACAAAGCAUGGAGGACACAAGAAUGGAAAGAAAGGAGUACUUUCUGGAAGUUCAUUUUUUACAUGGUUUAUGGUCAUUGCAUUGCUGGGAGUCUGGACAUCAGUAGCUGUCGUCUGGUUUGAUCUUGUUGAUUAUGAAGAAGUUUUAGCCAAAGCAAAGGACUUCCGUUAUAACUUAUCAGAGGUACUGCAAGGAAAACUAGGAGUCUAUGAUGCUGAUGGUGAUGGAGAUUUUGAUGUGGAUGAUGCCAAAGUUUUAUUAGGCCUGACCAAAGAUGGCAGUAAUGAAAAUAUUGAUUCUCUUGAGGAAGUCCUUAAUAUUUUAGCAGAGGAAAGUUCAGAUUGGUUUUAUGGUUUCCUCUCAUUUCUCUAUGAUAUAAUGACUCCUUUUGAAAUGCUAGAAGAAGAAGAAGAAGAAAGCGAAACCACAGAUGGUGUUGAUGAAGGACCUGGUGGGGUAGCCAAAAGAAAAACUAAGGCCAAAGGCCUUAAAGAAAGAUCUGCUUCAAAGCCAACAGUCGGACCAGAAGAGGCUGAGACAUACCCUUGGCUGAAGGAGCAGGUUCCUGAGGGGUCAGGACCUCAGCACAUCGAAGAUGAAAUACAAGAUGAAAUUCAUUCCUCCCUCCAUGAAACGGUAUACACAGAACAUGGAGAAGACUUACAACAAGAGGAGGAUGGACCAGCAAGAGAACAGCAACCAGAAGAUGACAAUUUCCUUGUAGGAAGUAAUACGGAUGAUAGAUUUGAGUCCCCAGAAACUGGAACAUUUCAGGAAGAAACUAAAGAAGAGACAGCUUCACAGGCCUAUAAUCAGGAUAUAGAAGAGAUGACGUAUAAACAGGAAAAUUCAGAUUCCACCGAACCAGUAAUAAAUGAGGAAGAAAGAAUGUACCAUGAUGCAGAUGAUGUAACAUACCAAGACCAUGAUCAGCAAGUAUAUGAACCAUCUGAAAAUGAAGGAAUAGAAAGUUCAGAUAAUGCUGUAGACGAUUCAAACAUAAUUUUAGAAGAAGUACGUGCGCCCCCGGCAGAGGAGCAGCAGGAAAUACCACCAGAAACAAAUAGGAAAACAGAUGAUCCAGAACAAAAAGAAAAAGUUAAGAAAAAGAAGCCUAAACUAUUAAAUAAAUUUGAUAAGACUAUUAAAGCUGAACUUGAUGCUGCAGAAAAACUCCGUAAAAGGGGAAAAAUUGAGGAAGCAAUGGCUGCAUUUGAAGAACUGAUUCGUAAAUACCCUCAGAGUCCACGGGCGAGAUAUGGGAAAGCACAGUGUGAAGAUGAUUUGGCUGAGAAGAGAAGGAGCAAUGAGGUGCUUCGCAGGGCCAUCGAGACCUACCAAGAGGUGGCCAGCCUGCCUGAUGUCCCCGCGGAUCUGGUGAGGCUGAGUUUGAAGCGGCGGUCAGACAGACAACAGUUUCUAGGUCACAUGAGAGGUUCUCUUGUUACGCUACAGAAAUUAGUUCAAUUAUUUCCUGAUGAUACUUCCUUAAAGAAUGACCUCGGAGUGGGGUAUCUCUUGAUAGGAGAUAAUGAUAAUGCCAAGAAGGUUUAUGAAAAGGUUCUGAAUGUGACACCUAAUGAUGGCUUUGCUAAAGUACAUUACGGCUUCAUCCUGAAGGCACAGAACAAGAUUGCAGAAAGCAUUCCCUAUUUAAAGGAAGGAAUAGAAUCUGGGGAUCCUGGCACUGACGACGGGCGAUUUUACUUUCACCUGGGGGACGCCUUGCAGAGGGUUGGGAGCAAAGAGGCUUACAAGUGGUAUGAGCUUGGGCACAAGAGGGGACAUUUUGCAUCUGUUUGGCAGCGCUCACUCUACAACGUGAACGGACUGAAAGCCCAGCCUUGGUGGACCCCGCGAGAAACAGGCUACAUGGAGUUAGUGAAGUCCUUAGAAAGAAACUGGAAGUUGAUUCGCGAUGAAGGUGUUGCAGUGAUGGAUAAAACCAAAGGCCUCUUCCUGCCUGAAGAUGAAAAUCUGAGAGAGAAAGGAGACUGGAGUCAGUUUACCCUGUGGCAGCAAGGGAGAAAAAAUGAAAAUGCCUGUAAAGGAGCUCCUAAAACCUGUUCUUUACUAGAUAAAUUCCCCGAGACAACAGGAUGCAGAAGAGGACAGAUCAAAUAUUCCAUCAUGCACCCAGGAACUCACGUGUGGCCACACACGGGGCCCACGAACUGCAGGCUCCGGAUGCACCUGGGCUUGGUGAUUCCCAAAGAAGGCUGCAAGAUCCGAUGUGCCAACGAGACCAAGACGUGGGAAGAAGGCAAGGUGCUCAUCUUUGACGACUCCUUUGAGCACGAGGUGUGGCAGGACGCCACGUCUUUCCGGCUGAUAUUCAUCGUGGACGUGUGGCACCCAGAGCUGACGCCCCAGCAGAGACGCACCCUUCCUGCAAUUUAGCUUGUCGGGUGGGCUUGGGACACACGGGAGAGAGGCUGCCUCUCUGGCUCUAUCUCCUUGGGUGUGGGGAUAGAAAUUCAAGCACUCAUACCCUUAAUUUCCUUGAUUCGCAGCCUGAAAAUUUCUAAACCUCCUCCUAGGGUUAGAAGACACUAAAGGGAAUAUUUGCCUUGCUGCAAUUUACUUAGAAAAUGCCCCGAUGUAUUUCAUCCCAUGAAAGCACCAAUCUGGUGCCUGUAUUUCAGGUAAGCACACGAUAGCUUCUACCUUGCCAGCCAAAGAUUUUUUUUUCCAUUUAGAAUGGGCUAAAUCAGUGUACAGUGAGAAUACUUGUAGAAACUGUGAAUGGAUUGCUUUAGCUUGUAAUUUUUCUAUGCAAUUAUAUUUUUCUAGGAUGGCGAGAUGAUUUUUUGUCAUCCCAUACCACUAUUUUUUUUGUUGAUCUUAAUGAUAAGCUGUGUAAAAUGCUUUACUUCUAGAUGUUCAAUGGUAACUUUCCUGGUGAACUCAGACUUCCCUUUUCUAAUUAUUUUUAAACAAAGACACUCAUGAAAGAAGCAACUUUAUUUUCCUAAUACAAAGGAGAAAAAUGUGAUUAUGCCAAUGUCUAUGAACUGUACAGCUCCCCACCCGCUGUGUCUAUUUGCUUUUUUACCUUCAUUGAGAGCCUGUGUCUUCAUUUCUCCCCUCACCGGGAGAAUGGUGGAAAGACUGUCAAAAUGGCAUUUCUUGCUAAGAGAAAGCUUUUACACUGAAAAGGGACAUGGAAUCAUUUUAUAUUGAGUUAUAAAAAUGUCACAUGUAAAUUGUUUAAUGCCAAGUGUUAGAUAAGGCUUAACCAAAAAAGUAAAAGUUUUCCAAGUAAAAAAAUUUCUCUGAGAAUCAGGUAGUGAGGUGGCUGCUAGGGCUCUGGCUCUGGGCCUGGCUGCUGCCCAUGGGAUGGGGCGGGAGCCAGAGCGUCUUUCCCUGUUACAGAUCCGUGUGAGUGACAGAGUCCUUGACGGGACUCCAAUCGCAAAUUUGCAAAAUUCUGAAAGAUGGCAGAGUGAAGACCAAGUAUGCCAGGAUCUGUCCUGGGUGUAGGGUGUCAAGAUCGCUCUCCUCUUUGAAAGAGUUUAGGAGGCUUCCAGCUCCCUUGCUUGAAAAACUUCUGCCAUUUAAAUAUCUCUUUGAAAUAGCAAUUAUUAUCUAAGGCUUGGCUUUAAUAUCACCCACAGUACUGAAAUAACUGUUGAAAAAUGGUCUUGCCUACUCAUUCCAAAGAUGACCAAGUCAUUGAUUUGGUAGAUUAUUAAUGCAUUAAAUUCUGUUUUUAAAAUUAAAGUUAAUUAGAAAUGUUAGCUAUAAGAAUGUAAUAAUAAUAAUGCACUGAAUUUAAGCCAAUAUGAACAAAAAUGCUGGAAAAAUGAUACAUAGGUUACCAAAUAUCAUUUAUAGCUUAAAAAAAACCACUUUUGAUUUCCUUUCCAUCGAAGGAUAAAAGAGGAUGCUUUCUUAUCUCAUUUGAAAAAAUAGUACUUUAAAAUUGAAAUGGACUUUUUUGCUUGUCCUUAGGCCCAUUAGCUUCCAGGAGAAGAGUUUGCAUAGUACCUUUUGUGUUGCCUUCUGUUUCACCAAUGUUCAAAAAUUCACUAAAAUAGAUAAAGAAGUAUGUGAGGAAAAAUAUCAAAAUUAAUCACCAAAGUCCAGAAGAAAAGGCAAACUCUUGAAAAAUAAAAAGGUAUUUUUGUCCUUCAGUAUUUAUUGAAGAGAGGAAAUGAAUGAUAAGGGACAAUACAAUCAGUGCUCAUGUGGUAACAUUCUUGUCACUUAUACAGUUUGGUUCUUGUAUGUAUAUUGCAUACACAAAGAAAUCAAAGUAUAAGUUGUCAUCGUUGAACCAUCAUCUUACAGUCAUGUAAUGAAAUCAUGGAAUAGAACAAAAACUAGCCUUCACUUUGUAAUUAUAAUAUGGUAUUUAAAAUCAGGUCACUACAGGAUUCUAAAUAUUGCCAAUUGAAAAGCCAGAAUUGUUAUUACUGUCGCAAAGAGUUGGCAAUAAUCGACUCCUAUAGCUUUUUAGGUACCUGGAUUCCACCACUACCUUAUAAACCCAAAUAAUAAAAUGGAUUUUCUAAUUC
Pteronotus mesoamericanus is the source of this 4885-nucleotide messenger RNA. It is a transcript of the gene ASPH, whose product is annotated as aspartate beta-hydroxylase. Gene Ontology annotation, biological process: peptidyl-aspartic acid hydroxylation. The record is from RefSeq and is a predicted model, not a curated record. Gene Ontology annotation, cellular component: endoplasmic reticulum; membrane. Lineage: Eukaryota; Metazoa; Chordata; Mammalia; Chiroptera; Mormoopidae. Bases 237 to 2765 code for a protein of 842 amino acids. Gene Ontology annotation, molecular function: protein binding; peptidyl-aspartic acid 3-dioxygenase activity. The transcript is spliced from 28 exons.